Messenger RNA from Octodon degus (degu), 807 nucleotides. RefSeq names its product deleted in primary ciliary dyskinesia homolog (mouse) (gene Dpcd). The coding region runs from base 20 to 631 and encodes 203 amino acids. The transcript has 6 exons. The record is from RefSeq and is a predicted model, not a curated record. Lineage: Eukaryota; Metazoa; Chordata; Mammalia; Rodentia; Octodontidae.
GCGCGGGCGGCGCGCGGAGAUGGCGCCGGCCGGCUGGCUGGAGCGUCUGCGGGCGGCGGAGAAGACGGCGUUGCUGCAGGACGGGCGAAGAAAGGUGCAUUACUUGUUCCCAGAUGGGAAGGAAAUGGCCGAGGAGUACGACGAGAAGACCAGUGAGCUGCUCGUGAGAAAGUGGCGUAAGAGAAGUGCCCUGGGAGUCUUGGGUCAGUGGCAGCUCGAAGUGGGAGAGCCAGCGCCUCCAGGAGCGGGCAGCCUGGGGCCCGAACUCAUCAAGGAGAGCAGUGCCAACCCUAUCUUUAUGCGCAAGGACACCAAGAUGACUUUCCAGUGGAGGAUCCGGAACCUCCCCUACCCCAAGGACGUCUACAGUGUCUGUGUAGCCCCAAAGGAGCGCUGCAUCAUAGUCAGGACAACCAAUAAAAAAUACUACAAGAAGUUCUCCGUUCCUGACCUAGACAGACACCAGCUGCCCCUGGAUGAUUCCUUGCUGAGCUUUGCUCAUGCCAACUGCACCCUGAUAAUCUCUUAUCAGAAGCCGAAGGAGAUCUUGGUAACCGAGUCAGAGCUACAGAAGGAGCUGAAGAAGGUCAAGACGGCACACAGCAGCGACGGAGACUGUAAGACCCAGUAGCUGGCCCCUGCUCACACCUCCCUGGGGAGGACUGCGACACUUUCCAGUCUGGCUGGGUUAGUGUGGGGCAGCUUCUACCCCUGGGAGCCAUCCAAAGCCGUUAACAACUGGUCCAGGAGUACUAGUGGCCCCAUUUUGGUCUCACUUCCCAAGUAAAGUCCUCUUUAGCUAUUGCA